CGGCCACUGCGCGGCACUCAGGGAGCUGUGCGGGGUUCUGGUUGCAACUGAGCUAAACCCAGUCAGGGCUACCAAGUUUCUCAGAAGGUUAAAAGGUCCAGAGUGUAAGACUUCGUUAAAGUGAGUCAAGAGAAGGAAGGAUUUUGUGGACUACUACAGUGUGAGUGCGGGGUGAGUCCUAGAGUCUCACUAUGUCAGGGAAACGGAAGCGAGUGGUGUUGACUAUUAAAGAUAAGCUUGAUAUAAUAAAGAAACUUGAAGACGGAGGUUCUUCCAAACAACUGGCCGUGAUUUAUGGAAUUGGUGAAACAACAGUUCGGGAUAUAAGGAAAAAUAAGGAAAAGAUUAUAACUUAUGCAAGCAGUUCUGAUUCCACAAGUCUUUUGGCCAAGAGGAAAUCUAUGAAGCCAUCCAUGUAUGAGGAACUGGACAGAGCAAUGCUGGAGUGGUUCAACCAGCAGAGAGCUAGAGGGAAUCCCAUAUCUGGACCAAUCUGUGCAAAAAGGGCUGAGUUCUUUUUUUAUGCUUUGGGAAUGGAUGGUGAUUUUAACCCCUCUGCUGGUUGGUUAACUCGUUUUAAGCAACGGCACAGCAUUAGAGAGAUUAACAUUAGAAAUGAAAGAUUAAAUGGAGAUGAGACUGCUGUGGAAGAUUUUUGUAAUAGUUUUCGAGAUUUUAUUGAACAAGAGAAUUUGCACCCUGAACAGAUCUACAAUGCGGAUGAAACUGGACUUUUUUGGAAGUGCUUACCUUCCAGGACUUCAGUAGUCAAAGGUAAAUGCACUAUCCCUGGACACAAGUCAGUUGAAGAAAGAGUCACUAUCAUGUGUUGUGCCAAUGCAACAGGUUUACACAAACUUAAACUCUGUGUUGUGGGCAAAGCAAAGAAACCUCGCUCUUUCAAAUCAACUGACACUUUAAACCUCCCAGUCUCUUAUUUCAGCCAAAAAGGUGCAUGGAUGGAUCUUUCCAUUUUCCGACAAUGGUUUGAUAAGAUUUUUGUGCCACAGGUUCGAGAGUACUUAAGAUCUAAAGGCUUGCAAGAAAAGGCUGUUCUAUUAUUGGAUAACUCACCAACACAUCCAAAUGAAAAUGUCUUAAGAUCAGAUGAUGGCCAAAUAUUUGCCAAAUAUCUGCCACCUAAUGUGGCUUCAUUGAUUCAGCCCUUGGAUCAGGGAGUUAUAGCAGCAAUGAAGAGAAACUAUCGUGCUGGUCUUCUCCAAAACAACUUGGAAGAAGGAAAUGACCUGAAGUCAUUCUGGAAGAAACUAACUCUGCUUGAUGCACUUUAUGAAAUAUCAAUGGCGUGGAACUUAAUAAAACCGGUAUCCAUUAGCAGAGCUUGGAAACAGAUUCUUCCUCAUGUAGAAGAGAAAGAAGGCUUGGAUUUUGAUGACGAAGAUAUUUCUGUGAGUACUGUGGCCACCAUUUUGCAGCAUACCAAAGGAUUGGAAAAUGUAACUACUGAGAAUAUUGAAAAAUGGCUUGAAAUAGACAGUACUGAACCAGGCUAUGAAGUAUUAACUGACAGUGAAAUCAUCAGAAGAGCACAAGGUCAGACAGAUGAAUCCAGUGAAAAUGAGGAAGAGGAAAUAGAACUAAUUCCAGAGAAACAUAUAAAUCAUGCAGCUGCUCUCCAAUGGACUGAAAGUUUAUUGGAUUAUCUAGAACAACAGGGUGAUAUGAUUCUACCUGAUAGACUGGUCAUACGUAAACUUCGAGCCACCAUCAGAAAUAAACAGAAGAUGACAAAUUCUAGCCAAUAAUGACAUUUCAUUUUUAUCAUUGUUUUAAUAAUUGUAUUUGUGAGCAUACCCCUUUUGCAACAUGGCUUAAUUUUCUUUAUGUUCUGACUUCUCAGGCAUAGUCCUAUGAAAUACAGGUAUAAAAACAUCUGUCCAAGUAUGGUGACACAAACCUAUAAUCCUAACUGCUUGGGAUGCUGAGGCAGAAGGAUUGCAGGUUUGAGGUUAGCCUUAGCAAUUUAGUGAGACCCUGUUUCAAAAUAAAAAGGACUGGGGAUGUAGUUCAGUGGUAGAUUGCCUCUGGGUUUAGUCCCCCAGUUUUACAAAAAAGCAAAAAAGAAAAAAAUCUAAGAUUUGAGGAUUUUUUUUUUUUUGCUACCUGUUGUCUCUUGUCCAUUUAUUUGUUCAGAUUAUCAGAAGCUGAUUAUGUAUAAACUAUGUGUAUACCUGUAUUGACUUUUGUAAGUCCACCAUUCUCCUUUCUAUAACAGUGGCAUUUCCUGUGAUUUUUAGUAAUAGUUAAGAGAUAACAGUGAACAGCUUUAGCACUUUUCUAAAAUCUUUUGCUUGAAUUUUCAGGGAUGCCACAGCAAUCUUUUCUUGUAACCAUCUUAAAUGGUGGUCUGUUUUGUGUUUGUAUAGUGUAAAGGUUGAAAAAGAUCUGUAUUAUAAGAUUUUAGGAUGACCUAUAGUAAUUUAAAUUAAGUUCAAUAAUGAUGGGGAAAUGAUGAUUUAUGAAUUAUAAAAAUAAGAACUAAUGCUUCUGUUGUCUCAUAUUUGUGUGAGUGGCAAGAUGAUGAUAUUCUGGAAAUCAAAUAAAUAUGGUAGGUAAUUGCUAAGUUACGUAGAAACUUGGAAAGCUGAUAUUUAAAAGAAGUAUUCUAAUCAAUUUAUUUGUAGUAAGAAUUUUGGGAACUUUAUAGUUAUUUAUAAUAAGAAUAAUAGGUUUCUUUUAAUUUAGUCAUUUUUUUAUGAAUUGGGAAACAGUAUAGGUUUAUUUAUUCAUCUUAUUAUAGUACAGGUUUUUUAAUGUUACAUGUUAUGAUUUGAGCUCCCAACUUAUAUUUGGGGUACAGCAUUUUGGGAAUUUGAAAGUUAAGUUUGUUUUUAAUGAACACUUGGGAAAUUGUCUAAAACUUGGAAAACUUUGUCAUACUUGGCUCUUUUAUUUGUUAUGAAAAAAAUAAAGUUUUUACUAUUUUAAGUAAGUCAUGUUUGUAUCCUAUUUUAUGAAGAAAACAGAAUAACUAUGGGAAGUGCCAGACACUAAAGAAUUUAUUGUUUAUUGUUUUGACAUAUGUGAAAAGGGAUUAAUUAUUUCUGCUAAAAUUUAAUGUAAGUCAGAAUUUUAAUAAAUUUUCCUGAUGAACUAUUUAAGACUUGAAAAUACUUUGCAUGUAUUAAAACUAUCAUAAUUUGUAAUUUAAAAGCAAAAUGUUCCCAUAUUAUAUCA
Messenger RNA from Urocitellus parryii (Arctic ground squirrel), 3198 nucleotides. It is a transcript of the gene Jrkl, whose product is annotated as JRK like. Gene Ontology annotation, cellular component: nucleus. Lineage: Eukaryota; Metazoa; Chordata; Mammalia; Rodentia; Sciuridae. The record is from RefSeq and is a predicted model, not a curated record. Gene Ontology annotation, molecular function: DNA binding.